UUGAUGAUAGAUCCACCAGGGCGUGUUUACUUGAUGCGUCCACGUUCUAGUGACGCUCAUAUAAAUAUCAACAAGUGUAUUUAAUAAAUAUAAAUAUUUAUAUCAAUAAAUAUGGUGCAUAACUCAAAAUGCUAGAUUAAUAAGUAAAUAUUAAAGUUAAAUGUUCAUUUAAACUAGGAAAAAGUGUCAAGAAUUUUUAAUUCCAUUUAAACAAUGGUGCGUUUAAUUGUGACGGUAGCUUUUAUCGUCACCUAUUCCUGGUUGGGCGUUGUCGGACAAUAUGAGUGGCAAAGAAGAGAUGCUUUUGAUGAAAUAAAAAUGAAAAUGGAUAAAGUUACCAUGGAUAAUUGUGAAAUUCAACAUCUGGAAGAUCUUUUUUUGCCAGAAGAUUCAGUAUCUCAUUUGCCUGACAUUAAAGAAAUCAAUAUCAAUCCAGUGUUUCCCAAUAGAACUGCUCUUCUUCAUCUUCACAACAUGGCUUUGAGUAGAUCAUUUUUUUGGAGUUAUAUACUUCAAUCUAGAUUUAUCAGGCCAGCAAUUAAUGAUACAUAUGAUCCUGGAAUGAUGUACUAUUUCUUGUCAUCAGUAGCUGAUGUGUCAGCUAAUCAACAUAUUAAUGCUUCAGCAACUUAUUUUUCACCAAACAUGUCUUAUACUCCAAGUUAUCGAGGAUUCUUCAAUAAAACCAUGCCGAGGUUUGCACCAAGAGUUUUCAGAGCUGAUGAUUUUAAUGAUCCAGUGCAUUUAGAAAGAAUCUCAACAAGAAAUACAUUUUAUAUAAGAGAUCUUGGUGCUUAUCCUUCAGAAAGUUCUAAUCAAGAUUAUACUCAAGAAAAUUAUCGAAUCAACGAAUGGUAUAGAGCUUGGUUACCAGAUAAUCCCAAUAAAAGACAUGACACUAAAACGACAUAUCAAGUAGAAAUUCGCUAUGCUAACAAUACAAAUGAAACAUUUUCAUUUCAUGGACCUCCGGGUGCUGAUGAAAUUCCUGGUCCUGUGAAAUGGACAAAGCCUUAUUUUGAUUGCCAUCGUUCGAACCGUUGGUUAGUAGCAGCAGUAGUACCUAUUGCCGACAUUUAUCCUCGUCAUACGGGUUUUCGACACAUUGAGUAUCCAACAUACACCGCUGUUACCGUGAUGGAGAUGGAUUUCGAAAGAAUUGAUAUUAAUCAAUGUCCGAAGGGUUUAGGAAAUAGUGGUCCUAACCGUUUUGCUGGUACUGCGAAAUGUAAAGAAGAAACAACUGAGUGUGAACCAAUUCAUGGAUGGGGUUAUCGAAAAGGUGGUUAUCAAUGUAGGUGUAGACCAGGAUUCAGAUUACCUGGAGUUGUACGUCGACCUUAUUUGGGUGAAAUAAUUGAAAGAGCUACUGAAGAACAAUAUUAUAAUGGAUUUGAUUGUACUAAAAUAGGAUGGGUUCAAAAGUUACCUGUUCAAUGGGAGAAAGCACCAGAAUAUAUACGAGAAAAAUAUUUAGAAAGAUAUUAUGAAUAUCGAAAUUCUACAGAAGGUCCUGAAUCUCUUCAAUCUCAAAAAAUAAAUAUUCACAACGUUAUUAAGUUCAUUCGAAGUGUUAAUGCAAAGAAUUGUGACCGUUAUGAGAAACAACAUUUGCAACUUCAUGGAGAUAUUGGCUAUGGAGCUCAGGAAUUUUUCGAAAAUGAAGCUAAGAUGGCUGUGAGAUUAGCUAAUUUUAUUAGUGCCUUUUUACAAAUAUCUGAUCCUAAUGAAGUUUACUCAGGUAAACGAGUACCUGAUCGACCUCUUACAGAAGAUCAAAUGAUUGGCGAAACAUUAGCACUUUUAUUUGGAGACACAAAAAUUUGGGCAGCUGGUACUUAUUGGGAGAGAAAUAAGUUUACAAAUAGAACAUUCUUUGCUCCAUAUGCCUAUAAGAAACAAUUAAAUACUAGGAAGUUUAAAGUAGAAGAUCUUGCUCGUCUCAACAAUACAGAUGAAGUUUAUAUAAAUCAACCAUGGUUCAAAUUUUUGCAACAACGAUGGGCAACCAACUUUGAUGAUCUUGAGAAAUAUUACUUGAAGCUCCACGUUCGUUUUAAUGAGACAGGGGAACACAGCAAGAAAUAUGAACACUACCCGACUUCCUACAGGGCGGCAAACCUGAAUCAUGGACACUGGACCACUCCGUACUUUGAUUGUAACGGUAAGGUGAAUAACUGGGUAAUUACCUAUGCAUCCCCAUUUUUUGGCUGGGAUACCUUGAAGGAGAAACUGGAAUUCAAGGGCGUCGUUGCUGUAACUAUGGACUUGCUUCAGUUAGAUAUCAACCAAUGUGACGAUGAUUUUUACGUACCAAAUGCAUUCAAAAACACCCACAAAUGCGAUAAGAAAACAUCUUAUUGUGUUCCAAUAUUAGGAAGAGGAUUUGAAUCAGGUGGAUACAAAUGUGAGUGUAAACAGGGUUUUGAAUAUCAAUUCGAGGAUCCGAUUACUUAUUUUGAUGGCCAAAUAAUGGAGUCAGAAUUCAUUAACGUAGUCAACAACAAAGAAACUAGGAUUGAUAUGUUUAAAUGCCGUUUAGCUGGUGCAGCUUCUAUUCAAUCAAGUUUGAUACUCAUCAUUGCAGCUCUAGCAUUUUUUUAUCGUUAUGUUCGACAUUAAUAAUCUGAAUAACAAUGAUCUUAAAUUAUAAAUUUUUACUCAAAAAUCCAACUCUUAAAAGAAAAUUAUUAUGAGAUUUAAAGUUGGUAAGCUUAUAGCUUAAAAAAAUAAGAUAAUUGUAUAUCUUACAAUUUUAUAAUUAAUAUUUUCGAUUUUAUAUUUUAUAUCAAUAUUCCGUCCAUUAAGAAAUAAUAAUUAUUGUAUACAUUCCGACCAGUAUAAUUGAUCUAUACAUGAUCGAAUUUGUAUAGAUAUAUUUUAUAGAGUUGUACAAAAUGGAUCGCAAUUAUAACUAAGGAAUCUCAACUAAUGUGUCUUAAAAUUAUUCGUAAAUAAUAUAUAGAUUUUAUAUUGUUUUUUUUUAAAUUAUAAUAAAAUACAAUGGAUAAAAAAAUU
Messenger RNA from Chelonus insularis, 3018 nucleotides. RefSeq lists its product as uncharacterized. The transcript is spliced from 11 exons. The record is from RefSeq and is a predicted model, not a curated record. The coding region runs from base 214 to 2622 and encodes 802 amino acids. Lineage: Eukaryota; Metazoa; Arthropoda; Insecta; Hymenoptera; Braconidae.